Cololabis saira (Pacific saury) is the source of this 1871-nucleotide messenger RNA. RefSeq names its product splA/ryanodine receptor domain and SOCS box containing 3b (gene spsb3b). The transcript has 7 exons. Lineage: Eukaryota; Metazoa; Chordata; Actinopteri; Beloniformes; Belonidae. The record is from RefSeq and is a predicted model, not a curated record. Gene Ontology annotation, molecular function: protein binding. Gene Ontology annotation, biological process: proteasome-mediated ubiquitin-dependent protein catabolic process. Bases 59 to 1351 code for a protein of 430 amino acids. Gene Ontology annotation, cellular component: SCF ubiquitin ligase complex.
GUGGGACAGAGUGCAAACUACAGUCACAAAGCCGGAUACUAGGUGCUCUGGCAUUCAAAUGAGCCACUGCAAGUCAGUAUAUACCAAGACUUCUGGAAGAGCUGCCAUGCUGAGAAGAGGCAGGAGCGGCAGAACCCGACAUUUGGCCUGGAGUGAGACGCGGCACGAGACAGAUGCCAUGACGGUGGUCGACAUGUCCGACAGAGAAGAGAGGGAGAGCCAAGCAGCAACACAGCAGAUCAGCGACUCGGAGUUGGAGGUGGAUUACCUGGCGGGAUCCCAGACAGUUUCCGAGGCACUUGCUCUGCCCAGCACGGCACCGGUGAUCGGGGAGUCGUUCUGUCUCUGUGAGCGACAGGAGGAGCUCGGUCUGGGCCUCGCUGUCGUCAGGGACUGCCUCUGUGGGGAAGAGGAUCAGGUGUUUGACUGGGCGUGGGAUGAGCAAGGCAAAUCCUCCGGCGCCUUGCUCAGCUGUGACAACAGGAAGGUGAGCUUCCAUUCAGACUACAGCUGUGGGACUGCCGCCAUCCGCGGCAGCAGGGCGCUUUCAGACGGCCAACACUACUGGGAAGUGAAGAUGACUUCUCCCGUCUAUGGGACGGACAUGAUGGUGGGGAUCGGGACUUCAGAGGUGAACCUUGAGAAGUUCAAGUAUAGCUUUGGCAGCCUGCUAGGCCACGAUGAAGACAGUUGGGGGCUCUCCUAUACAGGCUUGCUUCAGCACAAAGGAGACAAGGUGAAGUUCUCCUCGCGGUUCGGUCAAGGAUCGAUCAUAGGAAUACAUCUGGACAUGUGGCACGGCACGCUGACCUUCUAUAAAAAUCGACACCUCAUAGGUGUAGCAGCCACUACGCUGCAGAACAAGAAGUUCUACCCCAUGGUGUGCUCCACAGCAGCCAAGAGUAGCAUGAAGGUGAUCCGAGCCUCCUACACGCCCACCUCUCUGCAGUACCUUUGCUGUGCCCGCCUGCGCCAAAUUUUGCCCCGUUGUCCGGACAUAAUUAACGCCCUGGAGCUGCCCCCGGGCCUGCGCGUCCUCCUCCACACCCAGCUGCAAUGGGUGUUGAACCUCAGGAACAGCUCUGAAAUGUCAGAGGAGGAAGAAUACAUGCCCGAGGAGGUCCACGAGGAGACGAGCCUGCCUCCAAGCUGCGACCCCAUCCCCGUAUCCACCCUGAGUGCCUGUCCCUCGCUGUUUCCUGAAGCAACCCCGUACCUCUGCCCCUGUCACACAUCCCCUCAGGCUCAGUCCAGGACUUGCCACUGCCCUCCAACGCCUCCGAGCAGCGACUACGACAGCUGCUGCUCUGAGCCGGAGGAUUAUCAGUGCAAAAGAUGUCGUUGGACAUGACGUGGUCGUUCAAAUGUUUGGCACAUCGCUGUUCUACCACUGCCACCAGUAUCUCUUGUUGAUGUUGUCAUCCUGAGUGUAUCAUUGCCUCACGUUUUUUUAUUCAGAUGACUUUUAAUGGAAAAAAAAGCAGUAUUUAUGUAAUGCAUGAGCCCUUCAAUGCUAUUCGUAUGUUACAGUAUUCUCAUUGUAGCCAAUUUCCUUUGCUUGGCUGAUAAGAAUAAUCUUUUUGCAUUUAUAUAUAUAUAUAUAUAUUUUUAAAUUAAUCUUUCUACUAUGCCAGUUGUCACAGGCUGACUGGUUAGGCAGUGUGCUCCAGUACCACAAAACUACAAAGAAACACUGGAAAACCUGUGAAUGGUAUUUUCUCUGGGAUAGAGAGGCUUUUUGUACCGUGAGUUUUUGUAAAUCUUUUCUAAUCACUAUUUUGCCUAAAUGGCAGCUGUUGUUGCUUAACAGGGAUUUGCUACUCAGCACUGUUUUGUAUUUACAGUUAUGCUUUUGAUUAUGAACUUUCUUA